AUGGCCCCACUACAAAAUCCUAAAUAUACCACUGCCCAUUUAACGACACAAGAAAGAAACGCGUUACAAGCCAGUAUGGUUGAAAAAGCUCGAGCAGCAGCCUCAGAGUUUCAAAUUACCGGCAUUCCUGGAUCUACCAUGAAUACAGCAUCCAAGGCAAAGAAAUUUAGAUCACUGGUGGAUUGUUGGACUACAGGUUCCUGGGUAGAAGAUACAACACAUUACACCAUGCCACAUUUCCAAGAUCCAAUCUACGGCAGUUGCGACAGAAAAUACAAGAAAUCAGGCGGCACUAGCGUCCGUCCUGCUGUCCGAUACACUUGGAAGUCGCAAUGUGAUAUGAUCAGCAUGGACGCCCAACAUUGGUGCCAGGUAUUACGGGGUCGCCAUCUGUUGUUGGUAGGUGAUUUAGUGCAAUAUCAACUGCAUGAGUUGUUUUUGGAUACUUUGCGCGACGGACCAGCUGUUUGCUUUGGCGAAUUGAACUGCAAAGAUCAUACUGUAUGCGAGGAACCAGAGACUCGUCUCCGAUAUCUCCGCAAUGACAUCUUGUCUGUGCGUCGAAAGAUGGAUCAAAAUCAUGGACAUCCAACAGCUAAUGUUAUUGAAUGGCCCUUUACAUCAUCGAGUAUAAUGCGAGGAUAUCCAGUUGUCAUAUUGAACCGAGCACCUGUUAUCGAAAGCGACGAGAAAUUCAUCAAGGGAUUAGUUGAAACACUCCGAGUGAUGCGUAAAGCAAAUCCCAGUGCGUUGAUAUUGUAUAGAUCCACUGGAAUUGGACAUCCAUUCUGCGAUGAUGCUACUAAACCUUUAGCAAGACCUUUGGAUGACAGUUAUUUGAAAAAGCUGCCUCAUGGCUGGAGCGAAUUAGAGCGUCGCAACGCAAUGGCUCGCGAAAUUGUGGAAGCAGCAGGUGGCGUCUUUAUCGAUUUAGCUAAAUUAACCAAUGUGCGGCCAGAUGGGCAUAUUGGAGGACAAGAUUGCCUUCGAUAUUGUAUACCAGGACCAUUGGAUAGCUGGGCCCAAAUCUUAUAUCAAGUAUUUUUGGGUUUGGAUGGACAUCUAUCAAUAGAAGACUAG
Molecule: messenger RNA, 1080 nt
Organism: Mucor velutinosus
Lineage: Eukaryota; Fungi; Mucoromycota; Mucoromycetes; Mucorales; Mucoraceae
Exons: 2
Coding region: 1-1080 (359 amino acids)
Cellular component (GO): Golgi apparatus
Molecular function (GO): O-acetyltransferase activity
Source: RefSeq, a predicted model, not a curated record